This is a messenger RNA of Teleopsis dalmanni, 2392 nucleotides long. RefSeq names its product sodium-coupled monocarboxylate transporter 1 (gene kumpel). Gene Ontology annotation, biological process: transmembrane transport; sodium ion transport. Gene Ontology annotation, molecular function: symporter activity. Gene Ontology annotation, cellular component: membrane. The record is from RefSeq and is a predicted model, not a curated record. The transcript is spliced from 10 exons. NCBI's taxonomy places the organism in Eukaryota, Metazoa, Arthropoda, Insecta, Diptera, Diopsidae. The coding region runs from base 218 to 2329 and encodes 703 amino acids.
CAAAGUUAAAGUGAAAAGUUUUUAUAAAUUGUGGCGCACAAAUUAAUAGAAGAAAGUUUUUCACUUUUAAUGGCAAAAAGUGUUUAAAUGUGUGCACUUAAAUAAUCCCAUAAAAUCAAGAAAAUCGCACAUAGAACGUCAAUUUUCUACAAAAUCAACAAAAUCAAAUUUUGGUAACAUCUCAAGCAAACAAAAAAAAAAGAAGCAAAAAGUCGUAAUGUCAUCGUCAACUUCUGAAAUUCCUGUGAAUCCCAGCUGGACAGUAGCGAGCAGCGAGAGUAGCACUGAAUCAACUAGUAGCAGCGCACUUAGUAGUUCAACAGUUGCUACAAUUGUGGAAACUGUAAAAACUUUUGUAACUACCAGCUCGACAACACUUAAUGCAGCAACGAUCAGUACAGAUAAUAUCGCUACACACUCGACCUCAAUGGGAACGGAAAGUUCCUCUUCCGUUGCAGCUGUUAUGGAACACAACACGCCUGCCAACAAAAUGAAUGUGGCCGAUUUGAGUGCUUCAUUGCAGCAUUUUGGUUUCGUUGAUUAUUUUGUAUUUGUGUUAAUGCUUUUGGUUUGUGCCGUAAUUGGGUUUUACUUUGGUUUUGUUGAGAAGAAAAAGAAGAAGCGAAAUAUGGAGGAGCGUCGUGGUUCGGAGGCUUUGGACUAUCUGGUGGGUGGCCGAAAGAUGAAAGUAUUUCCGGUGUCAUUAUCAUUGGUGGCCAGUUUUGUUUCUGGUAUUUCGUUACUUGGCACUUCCACGGAAAUUUAUGUUUACGGCACUCAGUACGCUUUUAUAUUGAUUACACUGGCCUUGUCUGGAGUUAUAUCCUGGUACGUGUUCCUGCCGGUAUUCUGCAAUUUACAAUUAACUUCCACUUACGAGUAUUUUGAAAGACGUUUUGACCGACGAGUACGUCUAUUUGGUUCAGUCUGUUUUCUUACAUUAGCGAUUUUGUGGAUGCCAAUAUCCAUAUACGUGCCUGCUCUUACUUAUAACCAGUUAACUGGAAUCAAUGUUCAUACUAUAACCCCUGUACUCUGUGUGGUUUGCACCAUUUAUACGAGCAUCGGAGGCAUAAAAGGCGUUAUCUGGACUGAUGUACUGCAAAGUUUCAUAAUGGUUGGCGCAUUAUUAUUUGUUGUUAUAAAGGGAACAAUCGAUGUAGGAGGUCUAACCGAAGUUUAUAGACGAAAUUUGGAGUCAGAUCGUAUAGUUCUACCAGAACUUACCUUUGAUCCGACAGUGCGUAUGAGUAUGCUUGCUGUCUUGAUUGGUGGAGCGGUGUUUAAAUUACAAGUUUGUGCUACCAGUCAACCAGCGGUGCAACGUUUUAUGUCACUACCAGAUAUGAAGUCUGUGAAGAAGACUUUAAUAGUGUUUAUAACGGGAUUUGCGGGACUACUGGGUUUAUGUAUAUAUAUUGGCUUAUUAGCAUAUGCUGCAUAUUAUAACUGCGAUCCAAUUACAACAAAGUUAGCACGUGCAAAGGAUCAGGUUGUGCCACUAUAUGUUAUGCACACUGUUGGCAGUUUCCCCGGUGUCGUAGGUCUUUUCAUUUCAGGAGUUUUUAGUGCUGCAUUAAGUUCGCUAUCUACUUUACUAAAUUCUUUAUCUGGUGUUGUGUUAAAGGAUUUUAUUGAACCAUAUCGUUCUAAACCCUUAACGGAAUUUCAGACUGCAAUUAUCUUACGAUUAGUGGUUGUAGUUUUUGGUGUAUCAUCGCUGGCUUCGGUGCAUAUUGUUGAAAAAUUAGGAAUGGUUAUGCAACUAUCGGCGACUGUGGGGUCAGCCACUUCAGGACCGUUGUUGGGUGCUUUUACAGUUGGAAUGAUGAUGCCAUUUGUUAAUACAAACAGUGUUUUCACUGGUUGCAUCAGCUCGGCACUUUUGAUGACGUAUAUAACUGUGCGUGCACAAAUUGAUAUUGCAAGUGGUGUGCUGAAACAUCCAACGAAGCCUGUUUCAGUUACUGGGUGUACUUAUGAUUUUAAUUCAACACAUUUACUCAAUUCUAGUAUUUACGAGGCACCACUUUUCGAGCCGAAAAUUGAAAGCAGUUUGCAUCAUAUAUCCUUCUUGUGGUAUACCUUGGUUGGUGCUUCGACUACAAUUAUAGUUUCUCUAUUAGCUACAUUAUAUUUUGGAAAGCAGGAUGUCAGUGAACUGGAUCCAGCUUUGAUUGUACCAUUCUUCCAUCGUUUUAUGAAAACUAAGAAAUAUGCCAGUAUCAGAAAUUUAAAAAGUGCUAAUGAGUUGAGUAAAUUCGACAACCAAACCGAAGAAGUCGAAUAUAAAUUUACUGAUCAAAACGAGCGUAGAGAUGUCUUGUAACUUUUAUGUACACUUAAAAUUGUUAAACGACAAAUAAAAAUUGAUUAAAAUUAUUAAAAAUAA